AUGAGAGAAGUCAAAUUAGUAAUAGAUCUAGAGGGAAUAUUAAAAGCCUAUAAAACGAUUGGCAGCAAAUAUGACAUGGAAGAGCUUUUUGGAUGCUAUUCUGAUAUGUUAUAUAUCACUAUACUAAGACAUGUACUUGAUAAAAAUAUAAGAAUAGAAAGCAAGCUGUAUAGCGAUGAAGAGAAAAAAUUCUUGGAAAAUGCAAUUAAGAAUCGUAUGUAUGAACAAUUUAUGUACAAUGAUGAGACAAAUGAAAAUGGAACUAUGUUUAAAUUAGGAAAGAGUUUAAGUCAUAGCAGAAAUAAUCCGCAAUAUGACUAUAAGCCUACUCGCCUGCUUAAUGAUCUUAUGGAACCAAAUAUAUUUAUAUACAACGCAGAACAAGGGAUAAAUAUGCAGUAUGACAUGAACAAAGCAGUAGAGAGCCUAGGGAUAGAUGAUGUGAAGUCAAGCUUGGGCACUCGAGAGUACACGCUAAAGAUUGAUGACACAAAGUUUACGAACCCAGAAAGCUUGUACUGGUCCACCUCUAUAAGUCUAAACAGAGAGUUUUUCUCUGUUUCAAACAAUUUAGAAAAUUUACGUAAUUUAGCAGAUAUGAAUAUUUUAGCAAAAUACUCAUCAGAGGAAAAACAGUACACUCUAAAGGAGCUGUACAACAACAAAUAUGAAAAAACCAAUGUAUCUUUAGCAGACUACGGGCUAUGUCUUAUUUUCGAAAAAAUUAAUGAAAUUAGAGCUUUAGUUAAAGAAAUCAAAGCAGCAGAAGCCGCCUCUGACAAAAAUGCUCUGAAUGAAAUUAAAAAGGAAAUCAGUGCUUUGUUCAGCUCUGGUGACUUGAGAAUAGCUGUUUCUGUUUACAACAAUAUCAGAUAUAUUAUGCGAGAGAAAAAAAUCCAUAGCUCCUUUAUUAAAACAUUGGAGCACAUAGUAAAUAACGAGAAAGUCUUAGAAGAAAAGGACGGACAAAAGAUACUGAAGCUAAACACAGACUUAAGCACUUUCUAUAUGGACCAUAUAACUAGCACAGGCUUGGAGCAAACAGUGAAAGAUACAAUGGGUGAACUAAUUAGAGAAAAAGUAGAAAAUUCUAGUUCUUGCACCCAAAAAAAGGAAGAAUGUAAGGAAAAAGAGGCAGCAUUAGAAGAAUGGAAGAGGACAACUAAACCAGAUUCGCAGGACUAUGCUCAAAUAGAAAGCAAAAAGAUAGAAGAGAUAGAAAGCCUAAAAUGUGAGAUUAACCAUUUGAACAAUGAUCGUAUGGUUUUACUAUGGAAAUUAAGAAAAGAAAAAAGAAAGCUUGAUGAUAUUUUCAAAGUUCAAAAUAGGUUUAGAUACUUAUUUCUAAUAAGCUCAGACCAGAAAAAAUACUUGAUCGAAAAGAUGAAAGAGCUGGUAGAAGCACAUGGCGUAAAAAUGGUCAUAGAUCGAGUAGAAACAGAGCUAAACAGACUAAAAACAUCUGAACAACCAGAGGCAAACAAUGCGCUUAAAGAGCACCAAGAAUUAGAAACAAAAUUAAAGGAGCCGCAAGAAGAAGCAGAACCAUCCGCAGAAGGGAUAGAAAAACAAAAAGCACCCAAAAUGCAGAGCACAGAAGAUUCUACACAACAAGUAGCACCAAAUGACCAAGAAGAGCCUAGUAGAAACAAAAUAUUAGAAGAACAGACACAGUCACCAUUCGACAAACAGUCACCAUUCGACAAACAGCCACCAUUCGAGGAACAAGCACCACCGCAUCCAGCACCCACAAAAAGCAAGUUUAUUUCAGCCCUAAAGAUUGUAGUGUCCGUGUUCUUAGUUGUUCUUUUUAUAGUAUUAACACUGAUCUUUGGCUACAGAAUAGAGAACAGAAUGAAAAGCACCAACAACUAA
Nematocida minor is the source of this 1875-nucleotide messenger RNA. RefSeq lists its product as uncharacterized. Bases 1 to 1875 code for a protein of 624 amino acids. The transcript has a single exon. The record is from RefSeq and is a predicted model, not a curated record. Lineage: Eukaryota; Fungi; Microsporidia.